Orycteropus afer afer is the source of this 1229-nucleotide messenger RNA. RefSeq names its product integrin subunit beta 1 binding protein 2 (gene ITGB1BP2). NCBI's taxonomy places the organism in Eukaryota, Metazoa, Chordata, Mammalia, Tubulidentata, Orycteropodidae. The record is from RefSeq and is a predicted model, not a curated record.
CCAACGCCUCCAUGUCUCUGCUUUGCUAUAACAGAGGCUGUGGGCAACUCUUUGACCCCAAUAACAACCUUCCUGAUUCCUGUUGCCAUCACCCUGGUGUCCCAAUCUUCCAUGAUGCCCUUAAGGGUUGGUCCUGCUGCCGGAAGCGAACUGUAGAUUUUUCUGAAUUCUUAAGCAUCAAGGGUUGUACUAUGGGACCACAUUGUGCUGAGAAGCUCCCUGAGGCCCCACAACCUGAGGGCCCUGCCACAAGCAGUUCACUUCAGGAGCAAAGACUUCUGAAUAUGAAUCCAAAGUCAGCAGAGACUUUGCGCCAGGAGAGGCCCAAGUCAGAGUUGCCUCUGAAGCUGCUGCCACUAAGUAUAUCCCAGGCCCUGGCAAUGGCAUUGGAACAGAAGGAACUAGACCAGGAACCUGGGGCAGGACUUGACAAUAGUCUGUUUCGGACUGAUUCCAGCUGCCAGAACCCAGGAUGUGAUGCUGUUUACCAGGGCCCUGAGAGUGAUGCUACUCCAUGUACCUACCAUCCAGGAGCACCUCAAUUCCAUGAGGGGAUGAAGUCUUGGAGCUGUUGUGGCAUCCAGACCCUAGAUUUUGGGGCAUUCCUGGCACAGCCAGGAUGCAGAGUUGGUAGACAUGACUGGGGAAAGCAGCUGCCAGCAUCUUGCCGCCAUGAUUGGCACCAGACAGAUUCCUUAGUAGUGGUGACUGUAUAUGGCCAGAUUCCACUGCCUGCAUUCAACUGGGUGAAGGCCAAUCAAACUGAGCUUCAUGUCCACAUUGUCUUUGAUGAUAACCGUGUGUUCCAAGCACAGAUGAAGCUCUGGGGGGUCAUAAACGUGGAGCAGAGUUCUGUCUCCUUGAUGCCAUCUCGGGUUGAAAUCACCUUGGUCAAGGCUGACCCGGGAUCCUGGGUGCAGCUGGAGCACCCCAGUGCUCUAGCUGAGAAGGCUAGGACUGGGGUUGGGUUAGAGAUGGAUAAGGAAGAGUCUGAGGAUUCAGAUGAUUUGAGCUGGACAGAGGAGGAAGAGGAGGAAGCUAUGGGGGAAUAGUGACACCAGAUAGCCAAGUGUCUAGAUAGGACCUCAAUGACUUUUGGCACCUCAGAGACCAGUGUAUUGUUGGCCAUGUGGCGUCAUUAAACAGCAGGGGACUGAAGGUGGGGGAAACAAAAGUGUCCAAACCAUGCUUUUUUUUUUCUCUUAAAUAAAUCUUGUAUUCUGCAGAUU